AUGUCGUUGUUUGAUAAUGGGUAUGUUGUCUUUGUCGACAUAAUUGAAGCCAAAGUGAUGGAAGAAGUUCACAGCUUUGUCACAUGUGAAAUGAAUGAAGAGACGAUACGCACGAAAAUGUCUUCAAAAUCGAAGUCUCCAAUAUACAAUUUUAGAGGAGGACCGCUAGUCUCGAAAAAGAAGAUGGAGUUUGUGAUAUACAAAGUGUCACGAUUUGGGAAGAAGCCGACAGCGAUAGGUGGUGUCGAGAUCAAGUCGAGUAAACUUGGUGUUGAUAUUCCGAUUGAUGAGUGGCAUUCAAUUGUUUCAAACAAGCAGAUAAUUGGGGCUUUACAUCUUCGUUUAACAAGAUCGGCACUGACGCGCCCUCCACGAGUAAAAAAAGUUGGUGAACUGUGGGUAACAAUGAAGACGUUUGAUAGUUUUAUUGAAGACUCUCCAAAGCCCACAGCACUUCGGUCACACUUUCUCUCGAAACCCAAAAACAGGAAUAAGACGUUGUUCUUGCCAAAUGGGCUAUUUUUAGGUAUUGCGAAAAUAGGACUUGCGGACUUGGUUGAAGACCUGAAAGAUUAUUUUGCGAUUGUGGGCCAAAACGAGACAAACCCUUUCUUGAUUCCGUUCAGUGGCGAAAUAAAAGAGAUCUAUCCUCAAAAUUGCGAGAAGAUCCCACAAAACAUUUGGCUUUUUUGUGAGCCUGAUGGGCUUCGAAUAUCUCGUAUACAAAAACCGUACCAAUUUAGACCUUUUGUGAUGACUGAUGCUGAUGGAACAGCACGCUAUGUCGAGUUUUUAAUCACGUAUGAAGAGAUGUCAUCAGAGUCCCAAAGCGAGCUUUGUAAAAAAUUGAACUUCACCGACACGUGUACAAUGUAUGAACCUGUUAUCUUAGCAGUGUUCUGUGAAACCCCAAUUUUCUCAGUCAUGCAGCAGUGGCUUUGGGGGAUACACAGUUCAAAAUUUAUGAAUGGGUAUAAAAAAGAUUAUGACAGCGCGUUUUACGCUGCGUGUGAUGUGAUAACAAACCGCACGGAAAAGGUGAAAAAUGGAGAGAAGAAUUUAUUCCAGAUUUUCGACAGUACAAUGGUCUUGCAAUUUCCACAGCAUAACGAUAUCCCAUAUUCCCCUUUCAAUCUUUCGGAGUUAUUCAAUAUCCUUACCAAGAGUUCAAUUAUUCAGAUAUUCAAUUAUUUGCUGGUCGGUGAACGGUUGGUAUUUAGCUCAAACGACGCUGCUUUACUUGUUCGUACCAUUGAAAAUUUCAAGUUGUUGUUAUACCCCUUACAUUGGGUUUACGUUUGCGUACCAAUAUUACCACGAAUAUUAUUGGAGUAUAUCACCUCACCGUUUCCUUAUAUCUUAGGCCUUCUUGCCUCUUUUCGAGCGGAUGCAGCAGACAUCUUAAGAGAUGAAGAGUUGAUUUUUAUUGAUCUUGACAAUGGUAUCAUAUCGAGUUCUAUUAAACACCACACACCAGACCUCCCCAAUUCUGUGACUGAAAGACUUAUUGACGAUCUAAUGCAAAUUACAAUCAUCGAGUUUGAUGAUGGUGUCGAUGACUUGUGGACACCCCCAUCGCCAAGUAACAUUGCAAUUCAGCUCUGUUUUUUUAAAGCAAUUAUUCAACUUGUUCGAGGCUUUGAAAAGUACGUUGGCUUCACAUGGAUAUCAGAUCAAACAAUCACUCACUUUGAAGGUGACGCCUUUGUUUUGUCACACACAUCAGACCAAGAGGACUUUUUGAAAAGUUUCAUCGACACCUACCCUUUCAAGUGUUUCAUUGACUUUUCCAUCACCGAGUCACAUUCUGCAGCAAGGGAGUGGAUCGAUAAAAAUGUUGAAACUGUGUCAAUAGGUACUUUGACUAAAUUGUACAACUCGAAUGACAACAUCUCCUUUGAAAAGAUGCCAAUAACUUCACCAUUUCCACUGUCGAAAUUGCACUUUGACGUCACUAAGUUAUUGAAAACUAUUCAUCGAUUACCAGAACCAAAGACUGUUUGUUAUAAAGAGUGGUUGACAUGUACUUGGUCAAAAGAUAAUUCGAGUGACGUCGUUAUCGACAAAAAAGCAAAGAAGAUUUCCGUCAUUUCCAACGAAAAAUUUGUCGAUAAAUUGAUCAGAACGAACAACGAGAAUUCUGCACCUCCCGAUUGUGGGACUUUGUUCAACGAUUUGAGUGAUGCCAGAAACCGGUAUCGAUUUUUGAAGUACCUUCACGACAACCAACAUAAAUUUGUUAUUCCAGAAUUUGGGCCUGAAAGUGUGAUCAAUUCUGUCACCGUCAUUUUAGUCGACAUUUUCAAAACAAUCAGCAAAUUUUGCAAUUCACAACAUGACACGUUGUGCGCUACACUCAUUCUUGAAAUCACGAGCCGCCUUUGCCACAUCGAAAAUAUCGUUCAAGAACCUCUUUGUGUUCUAUUGAAAGGGAUGGUCAUUUGGGAUGAUAUGAGUGUUUGGAUGUCAUUGUACCAUUCACAAAUUAACAAGUCAAAAACAGUAGUGUUAGGGGUGAGUCAAGAUGUGUUAUUCAAAACCAUCUCGGAAAUGGAUGAAAAAAUUAAGAAAACGCUCUCAGAGAAAGAAAAUGCAGAGGCAAUAGGAAUCAUUCAUUCAAUUGCUAAGACUAUGAAGUCAAUGGCACUUUCAAACGACUUCAUCAAAAGUUUUGUUUCUCGAAUCACCACAAUGCUUCCUCUCGACGAAAGUAAAAAAGACGACUUGGAAUGUAUCAUCAACGUUAUUACUCGAAUCACACUCGUCUCAGACACUUUCCAGUCGGAUGAUUUGUAUGAUUCGAUCUAUUUUUAG
Entamoeba invadens IP1 is the source of this 2814-nucleotide messenger RNA. RefSeq lists its product as hypothetical. Lineage: Eukaryota; Evosea; Mastigamoebida; Endamoebidae. Gene Ontology annotation, biological process: regulation of Rab protein signal transduction. The coding region runs from base 1 to 2814 and encodes 937 amino acids. The record is from RefSeq and is a predicted model, not a curated record. Gene Ontology annotation, cellular component: cytoplasmic vesicle. The transcript has 2 exons.